Molecule: messenger RNA, 396 nt
Organism: Penicillium canariense
Lineage: Eukaryota; Fungi; Ascomycota; Eurotiomycetes; Eurotiales; Aspergillaceae
Product: mitochondrial 54S ribosomal protein uL14m
Exons: 4
Coding region: 1-396 (131 amino acids)
Biological process (GO): translation
Cellular component (GO): ribosome; mitochondrial large ribosomal subunit
Molecular function (GO): large ribosomal subunit rRNA binding; structural constituent of ribosome
Source: RefSeq, a predicted model, not a curated record
AUGAUCCAACUAAAGACAUUAUUAACUUGCAUCGACAACUCCGGCGCCUCGGUCGUCGAGUGCGUCAACGUCCUCAAGAAGAAGCGGCCCGCGACUAUCGGUGACCGGAUAGUCGUUGUCGUUCAGAAGCAGAGAGCCGCUGGUUCGGAGGGCUCAAGCGCCACCGCCCUCGCAAGCAAGGUCCGUCGCGGAGACAUUCGGCAUGCCGUCGUGGUCCGCGUGAAGAAGGAGCUGCAGCGGGAUGAUGGCACCGUCGUUCGGUUUGGAGACAAUGCCUGCGUGCUCGUGAACAAGGCGGGGGAUCCCAUCGGGUCACGGAUGAACGGCAUCGUGGGACAGGAGCUGCGCGGCAAGAAGUGGUCCAAGAUCUUGUCGUUGGCACCGGUGCACGUGUAA